ACUAUGUUGUGGCUUGUGGUUGUCGUGGCUUUGUGGAGCCACGGCGGAGCUCUGGAUAAUGGCUUGGCGAGAACCCCCACGAUGGGUUGGCUGCACUGGGAGAGGUUCAUGUGUAACAUCGACUGUGACAGUGACCCGGAGAACUGCAUUAGGUAAAGGUACACUAUUGUCGAAAAUAUCAACCAACUGAAGGUAUGUUUAAGUUGUAAUGAAAUUGUAUAUCGAGACAAAACGUGUUUCCGCCCGGUUUCGAACCGGGGACCUUUCGCGUGUGAGGCGAACGUGAUAACCACUACACUACGGAAACCUACAUGCAAAGGGAAGAGGGUUUCAUUUAUAACCCAGACGUAAGUGAUUGGGACAGAAUUAUAACUGCAGAAGCAAAAGGUGCACCGUAACAGACGAAAAUGCGAGAGCCUUCAGACAGGGAUUCCGUGACACGCGAGGCCUUGGGCUGAUCUCCGACAGCCAUACACAGCAUUUUAACAUGCACUGUUUCCGUAGUGUAUUGGUUAUCACGUUCGCCUCACACGCGAAAGGUCUUCCCUUCGAAACCGGGCGGAAACACCAUUUAUGGAGGCUCCAUGACAUUACAUUCAUACAGUGAAGAUGGCAGAUGUGAUGGUGGAUGAGGGUUGGAGAGAAGCCGGCUAUCAGUACGUCUGCAUCGACGACUGCUGGAUGCACUCCAGUCGGGACGCCCGGAGCCGCCUCCAAGCAGACCCCGGUAGAUUUCCUGGAGGUAUCAAGAAGCUGGCUGAUUAUGUGCACGCCAAGGGCCUGAAGUUGGGCAUCUAUGCAGACGUUGGCAAAACUACCUGUGCAGGAUACCCAGGUAGUCUGGGUCACUAUGACACGGAUGCUCAGACCUUUGCAGAGUGGGAAGUGGACCUGCUCAAAUUUGACGGUUGCUCCAUGGAUUGGACUUUGCUUGGACAAGGCUAUGUGAACAUGUCCAAAGCGCUCAACAGAACAGGAAGACCAAUUCUGUACUCUUGCGAGUGGCCUCUAUAUGAAUGCCGUUUCCAAAAGCCUGACUACACUGCCAUUGGAGAGACAUGUAACCAGUGGCGCAACCUUCCAGAUGUUUACGACUCAUGGAGCAGCAUCAAGUCCAUCUUGGACUGGACUGCGAUGAAUCAGGAUGUGGUCGUCCCCUCAGCCGGUCCCGGGGGCUGGAAUGAUCCAGAUAUGCUGGUGAUCGGGAACUUUGGACUUAGCUCGGACCAGGAGGAGUCUCAGAUGGCACUUUGGGCCAUCAUGGCGGCCCCGCUCCUCAUGUCCAAUGACCUGAGGGCCAUCUCUCCACGCUCUAAGCAGCUGUUGCAGAACCGCCACAUCAUUGGCAUCAGCCAGGACCCACUGGGCAAACAGGGGUACUGCACUGCCAAGGUGGACAGUUUUGAAGUGUGGGAGAGACCUCUUUCCAACGGCAGGCUAGCCAUAGCUGUACUUAACAGACAAGAGAUUGGAGGUCCACGCAAGUUUUCCUUACAAGAAGCUCCUGCCUGGAAGAUGUGCAACCCGCAUUGUGAAGUGACCCAGAUCCUGCCUCAGUUUGAGGAGAUGGGCCUUCAGACUGGACAUCAAGUCAGUGUUAACCCUUCAGGGACCGCUGUUAUCAUCAUCACACCUAGCGGCCAAGCAAAGUUUCAAAUUCAUGAGAUGCACUCAUUGGAAAAAGCGGAGGUCCUAUAGACCAUCAGCAGAUUUAUUUUUUUUUUAAGUAUACAUUUACCAACUGGUUUAUGGGGAUUUAUGAAGACUUUCAAGCACAGUAAAGAUGAAGAGGCAUUCCAAAUUUUAACACCUUUAUUGAAAAUGUGUACUUCAUUCAGAAGACUGGGCCACAGCUUAGAACUGGAUGACCUGGCCCUGUUGAAAGAACAUAUGUAUUGUUGAACAGGCAGCACAAUCAAGUAACAACAAAUGUAUGAUGCUUUGUCUCUGCAAACAGAUGCAGUGAAUGUAACAGGUCACAUGUUUUAAAAAGGAAAACAUGUGCCAAGUCUGCUGGAAAUAUUUUCACAGACUCAAACCAACCACAAAGUAUUCAUGUUUGACAUCUGGAUACUUGAGGUGCGCUUUAUUUACACAUUUAUUUUUCAAAACCUGAGUAAUUCAACUUUCAAUUCCACUUUUCUUGUAACAUUGCGAUGAACUCAGUGGGUCUCAACUCAAAAUUGUCAUUGUGCAAAGAGCAGAUGGCCUUUAACAGACUCAUGAAAUAAAGUUGACUUCUGCCAUGCAUAGCAACAGCACAUUCAUUUUACCAAGUAUGAGCAAAUAAGUACUAAUAUAGGCUGUUAGUGAGUAAAAACAAUAAUGCUGUAAUAAAAUAUAGGAAUAUAUGCACACAAACCAAUGCAGGUUUUCCAGUGCGUUUAGUGGCAUAUUAUAUCAUGGCUCUUUGCCUUCCUUUUAACCACAUACAUACUCUUUGAUGCACAUAUAAAGCACUUAGAGUAGAAAUGCAACACUUACCUUUCUCU
Messenger RNA from Dunckerocampus dactyliophorus (ringed pipefish), 2492 nucleotides. It is a transcript of the gene gla, whose product is annotated as galactosidase, alpha. NCBI's taxonomy places the organism in Eukaryota, Metazoa, Chordata, Actinopteri, Syngnathiformes, Syngnathidae. Bases 610 to 1698 code for a protein of 362 amino acids. The record is from RefSeq and is a predicted model, not a curated record. Gene Ontology annotation, biological process: glycosylceramide catabolic process; oligosaccharide metabolic process; glycoside catabolic process. Gene Ontology annotation, cellular component: cytoplasm. Gene Ontology annotation, molecular function: alpha-galactosidase activity. The transcript is spliced from 6 exons.